GGAGAGUCAAAUGCGACGAGGUGCAGCCUAUCUGUGGCGCAUGCGCUUUUCGCGGUGAAACCUGUUCAUAUCCUCUAUCAGCACUCUCCACUCCUGCGCCUUGCAGGUCUUCUCGACGUUCAAGCUCUACAGCAGACCUCUUGCAACCAUUGGAAUUCUGUCACCAACGACAGUCCACGGAAUCCCCUCUACUCGACCAAAAUAUCAAUCUAGCCGACUUACGACUCCUGUCAAGGUUCAUGAUGCACACUUCAAAGAGGAUGACCCUCAGUGCGACACGCAGAUAUAUUUGGGAACAGGUGAUCCCAGAUAUGGCGACCAAAAAAGAGUAUUUGAUGCAUCUACUCCUCGCUCUCUCGGGCGAGCAUGUUCUAUAUCAAGCCCACAUGACGGAAUCAACCGCCUUAGGCAUAGACGAUAGUCCGUCUUCCUUGGCCGCCUGCAGCCAACGCGAGCUUCAGCUUGAGUAUCACCGCGUCAUUCAGCAUCAUCAAAGGGGCCUCGAAGGGUUCCGCCAGGCCUUGACUGAUAUGUCUCCCGCUACCGCAGAAGAAGUCCUCUGCGGCGCCCUUCUCAUCGUCGCUAUUUCCUUUGCUUCAAUAUCUACCAGAAAUCAAGAUUGCACCGCCUGGCCGGGCUUUAGCCAAGCGGACAAUGACCAGAUCCCGUACAUCGACUGGUUGCAUCUUGUCCGCGGCCUGACAAGCAUAGUUGAGGGGCACUGGUUCACUCUCAAGCGCGGACGACUGCGGACCAUGUUGCUCUACCCGCACGGCAACGACGAUUGGAAGGCGGCUAUGCCGGCCAUUUCCUCAUCGCAAUUUCCCCGCUUGAGGUAUGCCCCGAAAGUCUUCCACGUGUUCGCCCAGGGUGCCUGCCGAGCCCUUCAAAUGCUUCGCAUCUUUGCAGAGACAUUGUCUCCAAGCCAAGAAGCCACGGUGUCCAUUGAUGGAGAUAGCCUCAGCAGACUUCAGCAGACCGAUCACCACGACCAACCAACACCUAGUAAAGUAGUGGAUGACAGUUCACAGCCCGACCACGAACAAGAUGAGUACCCACAACACGACCACCUCCACGCCAUCGACAGACUAGAAGAGAUCUACAUGCGCAUCCUCUACGCCCUGCAAUUUUCGCGGAGUGAGCGUGACUUCCCCGCGUCCCUCGACAUUCAGAACGACAUCGAAGACAGCGCCGUGAAUUCCUGGCCUUGUAUGCUUUCGGCUCGCUUCUUUGACAGCCUCCAGAGUUCCGCUGUCGACCACCUGGGGAUCGCGGAUGGGUUUUCGUACACGAUCCUAGCCCAUUUCUACCUUGUUUCAAUCCUAUUUCAAGAUGUGUGGUACCUGAACAGCGGCUUUCGCUCGGAGAUUAAGAAGAUUAUGCGGCUGGUGAGCCGACUAGAGAACGAGGCACUAAGUGGUCUAUUGACGUGGCCCAUGGCCGUCAUUGCGGAGUCUCGAUGA
Molecule: messenger RNA, 1463 nt
Organism: Aspergillus aculeatus ATCC 16872
Lineage: Eukaryota; Fungi; Ascomycota; Eurotiomycetes; Eurotiales; Aspergillaceae
Exons: 3
Coding region: 240-1463 (407 amino acids)
Biological process (GO): regulation of transcription by RNA polymerase II
Molecular function (GO): DNA-binding transcription factor activity, RNA polymerase II-specific
Source: RefSeq, a predicted model, not a curated record